AUGAGCUCGAAGAACAAUAAAGUAUGUGACCCAGACAACAUCUGUAGCGAGCACCUGAAAACUACGUUCCCUGUACUAGUGAUUCCCCUCACAGCGCUCCUCAAUGAGUGCCUGAAACGAGGAAUUGUACCAGAUCAGUGGAAAUAUUCGAAAAUCUUUACAACACUACUGUGCAAGCGUCUUAGAGAUAUCCUCGAUGAGAAACUCCCCGAUUCACAGUUUGGUUUCAGAUGUGGGAGAUCAGUGGCACAAGCUGUACACUGUCUCCAAACCGAUACAAAAAUGGCCGUAGCGAACCGAGGGGGAAAGCUUCAUGCAAUUUUCGUAGACUUUACCAAGGCGUUCGACACAAUCAAUAGAUCCAUUCUAAUGAAGAAACUGGAAACCUCCCUAGGUCCAAGACAUUACCUGUUGCCAGUCAUUAGAGACCUCCAUUACUUUUUUUACAGACUGUUGAAACCAUAA
Molecule: messenger RNA, 465 nt
Organism: Schistocerca nitens (vagrant locust)
Lineage: Eukaryota; Metazoa; Arthropoda; Insecta; Orthoptera; Acrididae
Exons: 2
Coding region: 1-465 (154 amino acids)
Source: RefSeq, a predicted model, not a curated record